AUGUCAUCUGACGGUAGCAAAGCUUGUGCCAUUAUACUUUUAGCUUUUCUAUUUGCAAUCGGUGCUAGUAUAUAUUAUUCGAACGAAAUAAAAGAAUAUUUUGAUAACGCCUCCCGUCCUUCAAAAAUUAUUUAUCGUAAGGAAGUACAGGUCAAUGCAUUUUUAAUAAAGAAAUAUAUCAAGCCAGGUACACAUUUUCAUAAUAAAAUAACAAUUCAUGCGGCAAAUGAUUCGGACGGGACGGAACUGUAUCGAAUUAAUUGGGAUCACUCACUUACAAUGACAUUAACAAGAAUUGAAGAUGGAUUUGUUGUCAGUCGAGCACAACGUCUUAAUGAUCUAUCGUAUUCAUUUGAACUUUUUGGUCAGUUAGCGGCGACUGGAAAAAUGACUCGAAAAGCAACAAAUGAAACAUUUUUCAUGAUCGAAUACGCAAGUGAUAAAUAUAAAACCUGGGAGAUAUCCAUGACAAAUUCCAAGAAAGAUAUAGAAUUUUUUUUUAUCGUAUGUGACUGGGAUGUAGUUUGGUGGGAUUUGACUACAUCCACUGUUUACGAUAAAUAUGGAAUCGCGGAUUUGGAAAUGAUAGAUUUCGGGCAAAGGGCACAUUUACAACAUAAAUCUAACAUGAAUGGUCAUGCUCUUUAUGGACCAGUACCUAAUCCUUACAUCUAUGAUUUAUAUGUGUUAAAAUAUUUACCAGACGAAUUUUAUCUUACUACUAUGAUUGUUGGCGAUCACAUAUUACCUAGUGAUUGCAAGGGGGGAACGGAAGAUUGGAGUUCUUUUUGA
Adineta steineri is the source of this 792-nucleotide messenger RNA. NCBI's taxonomy places the organism in Eukaryota, Metazoa, Rotifera, Eurotatoria, Adinetida, Adinetidae. The record is from the annotation of a GenBank genome assembly.